AUGUAUAUAGGAUUUUCUGUAUUGGAUAUUUCAAAAACCAUAAUAUACGAAUUUUUAUAUGGCUACAUUGAACCUAAAUAUGGCAAUGCUGCAAAAUUGUGUUAUACGGACACCGAUUCCCUAAUUUUAGAAGUAUUUACUAGUAACUUUUAUGACGAUAUGAAACAAAACAUCACUCAUUUUGAUACUUCCAAUUUUUCCAAAAAUAAUGAAUAUGGGAUGCCUAUAACAAAUUCUAUCGUUGGAAAAAUGAAAGACGAGUUUGCUGGUACUAUAGUUGAUGCAUUUUAUGGCACAGGAGCUAAGGCAUAUUGUGUAAAACUAGGCAAGCCCUUGAAGAAGGAAACAGAAAUAAAGAAAGCUAAAGGUGUCUCGAAAAAUAUAAUCAAAAAUCAACUUCACGUAAAUGAUUACAUCCGGAUUAUACAAAAUGGUGAUACAAUAUUUAGGAAAAUGUAUGUUUUUGUAUCAUCACUACAUACAAUCUACACAGAACUAAGAAACAAGGUAGCCCUCUCAGCUAAAGAUGAUAAGAGAUAUGUCAUACCACAUGAUGUAAACACUCUGGCAUGGGGGCAUCUACUUACCACCCCAAAAGCAAUGACUGGAACCCUGGAUGAUUUAAUACAGGCGAUGGAAGAAGUGAGCGAUUUAGAUAAUUUAAUUUUGUAA
This is a messenger RNA of Psylliodes chrysocephalus, 672 nucleotides long. The record is from the annotation of a GenBank genome assembly. Lineage: Eukaryota; Metazoa; Arthropoda; Insecta; Coleoptera; Chrysomelidae.